AUGGUGAAAUCUAGUUUGUCCAAAGAUCAGAAUGAAAAAGCUGAGACAUUAGGAUUAACUCUUACGACGUUCAAAGAUAUUGAAAAAUUAGGUUCCACUUCCAAACUGGAAUGCGUCGUUGCUGAGUUUUUUGUAGGUCCAGUUACGCAAACCAUACUCGAUUUUUUUCGGAUUACUGUUGGAUGUCAAGUUAUUCAAGCUUAUGGUCUUACGCAAUGCAGUGGCGCAGUAACAAUGAAUGCGUUUUAUGAUUACUAUUCAAUUGAUCAAAAUGGUCAUGACUCACAUACGGGUGGUCCACUUGCUUGCAAUGAAAUAAAAUUAAUAAAUUACGAAGAGAGAGGUUACACUGUCGAAGAUGUGCCUAAUCCCAGAGGCGAG
This is a messenger RNA of Racocetra fulgida, 381 nucleotides long. Lineage: Eukaryota; Fungi; Glomeromycota; Glomeromycetes; Diversisporales; Gigasporaceae. The record is from the annotation of a GenBank genome assembly.